Messenger RNA from Homarus americanus (American lobster), 3043 nucleotides. It is a transcript of the gene Vps52, whose product is annotated as vacuolar protein sorting-associated protein 52 homolog. Bases 202 to 2229 code for a protein of 675 amino acids. Gene Ontology annotation, cellular component: GARP complex. The record is from RefSeq and is a predicted model, not a curated record. Lineage: Eukaryota; Metazoa; Arthropoda; Malacostraca; Decapoda; Nephropidae. The transcript has 15 exons. Gene Ontology annotation, biological process: Golgi to vacuole transport; retrograde transport, endosome to Golgi; lysosomal transport. Gene Ontology annotation, molecular function: syntaxin binding.
UUAUGGUGGGUCAUGGCAGCGGCACACAGUCAGCUGAUUACUGUCAACAUAUCCUUAAAACUUCCACAAAUUACUAUAUUCCGUUCGAAAUGCGUUUUUAUUUAGAAUUUCAACACUAAAAAUUACUGAGCAGUGUAUCCAGUUGGAGCUGCAAGCCAAGACAAAAUCGAAGUACAGUACAGUACAGAAUCUACACCUAAGAUGUCGGGGCUAGGAGGCAGCGAGGACGUGGACUCCAGCAUUAAGGCCCAGUUAGAAGAUGAUGUGAUCCGUGAAGCUCUCACCUCGGGAACGGACCUCAGACAAUACUCCCAGUCUGUAGAAAAGGAACUCCGACAGCUUGAAAAUCUAAGCAUUCAGGAUUACAUCAACAAGGCACAGAACAUAGCUACAUUGCAUCAUCAAAUAACAGAAUGUGACUCUAUACUAGAAAAUAUGCAAGGUAUGCUGGAAGGCUUCCUGACUCACUUAUCCACAAUUAGUAAGGAGAUACAGUCUCUCCAAGAGCAGUCAGCCACAAUCAACGUCCAACUGACCAACAGGAAGCAAGUUCAUUCCGAGAUGUCCGGGUUCAUUGAUCAACUCAUGGUCCCGGAAGUUAUGAUUCACCACAUACUCAGUACCCCGGUAACUGACGAGUUGUUCAUGCAGCAGCUUAAGGCGCUCAAUGAGAAGAGCAAGUUUAUCAAGGAACAAAAUUUUAGAGAUGCCCAUUCCUGUCAAGAUGUUCAAGAUAUUGUAGAUAAACUCACAGUAAAAGCAGUAAGUAAAAUUCGAGACUACUUACUGCAGAAGGUUUACCAGUUCCGCAAACCUCUCUCCAACUACCAGAUACCACAAAAUGCAAUGAUUAAGCACAAGUUUUUCUUUGAGUUCCUGCUCCUACAUGCAAGAACAAUAGCCGCAGAAAUUCACGACGAGUAUGUGGAAACAAUGAGCAAAGUCUACAACUCAUACUUCCAGUCUUACACAAAACAACUGUGGAAGUUGCAGUAUGAGGAAGGAGUGACUCGUGAUGACCUCAUGGGUGUGGAAGACUCACGCGCCAACAGCUUCUUCACAAAAAGCCUAAAGAGUCGAGGGACCGUGUUUACACUGGGUACUCGAGACUCAGUGCUUUCUCCAGCUGGCCUUAUUCAGGAUAUUAUUGUACCUCACACUGCUGGCAAGAGUGAAACCAAGUAUGCAUUUGAGGUGCUGUUCAGAAGUCAACAAUAUGCACUGAUGGACAACGGGUGUCGAGAGUAUAUCUUUCUCACCGAGUUCUUCAUGGUACGAGACAGUGAUGCGUUAAAGCUGUUCAUGACUGUGAUGGGCAAAACGCUCCAACAUGUUCAGAAAGAGGUGUGUGGUGUGGUUAUGGGAUGCUACGACUCUAUAGCAUUGUAUCUGUGUGCACAUCUCAUUCAUCAGUACCGACUUCUGUGCCACAAAAGGGCAGUUCCUGCUUUAGAUAAUCAUUGGGAACAAUUGCUUCACAUGAUAUGGCCAAGGUUUGAGUAUGUAGUGAAGACGAACAUACAAAGCAUUCAGGAGUGUGACCCAUCCAAAAUGGCAGCUCUGGACAUGCGGCCUCAUUAUAUCACGCGACGAUAUGCAGAAUUUAGUGGUGCAGUAAUGGUUCUACAUGAAAAGUUCCCACUGGAGGGUGUAGAUACUCUCAUGUUGCAGCUUCAAGAUGAAGUAGAGAAAGUUAUACUUAAGAUGGCUGCUGUCUUUCAUAAUCGCAAGGAUCAACUCAUUUUCCUGAUCAAUAAUUAUGACAUGAUGCUAACUGUGCUCUCUGAGAAAACUCGCGAAGACAGCCGUGAAUGUGAACGUUUGAAGGAAUUACUAGGUCAACGUACAGGAGAAUAUAUCGAAGAAGUGCUUGCACCCCACUUUGGUGGCAUGCUGACGUUUGUGAGGGAAAUAGAUCAUCUUAUUGCCAACAACAACACAGAAGCCUUGAAAGAUUAUGAGAAGAAAGUUGUGCCACUAGUUAGAUCAUUUUCAACUACCUGGAAAAAAUCAGUCGAGCGUCUCAACAACGAGGUGAUGCAGUGCUUCACAAACUUCCGCACCGGGACAGUUGUCCUACAGCGAGCUCUUGAGACCCUUAUCACAGCCCAUCAUACUUUUAACCGUAUCCUCGCUCACCAGGCUUUCCAAAAUUUGAACAUUAAAGGGGAUAUUGUGAAUUCACAUCAUUUGAUUGUUGAAGCAAAAAAAUAUAAGCCAACCUUUUAAACUGUUCAGAAUCAAAGUUAAAAAUCUUUUGGAAAUAUAUCAUUAUAACUCACAGUAAUCAGUGAUUGAAAUUUGGGGGAAAACAGUACGGUACAUAUAUAAACAUAUAGGCAGUACAGCACCAUGAUAGUUUUACAUUUAUCACAAAAUAUAUUUUCCAUACAUGAAUCUCAGAUUUUACUGUUGCAUUCCAAGUUGCACAUAUUACACUAUUAUGUAAAGGUUGUCCACAAGAAUUCCUAAAUAAAAUACUGUAGUAUGAAAAAACUUAAUUGUUAAAACCUUUUGACAUCUAAACUUCUUGGUUAAAAGCUCUCGCAACUUAAGAAGCACAGUUGACGUACCAACCUUGUUAACUCACAGGAGCAGAAAGUACCAAAAAGAAAUGUCCCACACCGCCGUGAAUAUUUUCUUCCGAGGCUGUGUUCGGGGUAGAUAACUUGACAAAUUUAUAACCCAGGACAAAAUCCUCCACUUCUCAACCAAAGUAAGUGCCAUCAAACACAGCAGCUGAAUAAACAAUGCAAAAAUAAUGAAAAAAAAAAUUCACUUAAUAGAUUUCCACACUGUCCAUUGUAAACUACAGUAUUACCUGUACAGUAUAAUAAAACACACACACAAAAAAUAAAAAUAAAAACUAUAAAAUUCACAAUACUACUGCACAGUUUUUCACAUGCACACUGUAAACUACUACUGUAUAAAGUUUCUUCUGAGUACUGUACAGUAUAUAGUAUAUCAGAUACAUUUAGAAAGUACUUUGCAUCACAAACUUUAAAUAAAUAAAUGUCAACAUACUUUACAACACAGCAUAUCC